This is a messenger RNA of Epinephelus lanceolatus (giant grouper), 865 nucleotides long. It is a transcript of the gene her11, whose product is annotated as hairy-related 11. The record is from RefSeq and is a predicted model, not a curated record. NCBI's taxonomy places the organism in Eukaryota, Metazoa, Chordata, Actinopteri, Perciformes, Serranidae. Gene Ontology annotation, molecular function: protein dimerization activity.
UUGGACCAAACUCUGCAACAUGACCAGGAAACUACAAAACCCAGCUGUGGAAGAUGGAAAGAGUAGAAAAAGGGUUCUGAAACCCGUUGUGGAAAAGAAGAGAAGAGAUCGAAUAAAUCAGAGUCUGGCUGAACUAAGGAGUUUGCUGUUGAAUCAUACAUCUGAUCCACGGCUGCAGAACCCUAAAAUAGAGAAAGCAGAGAUUCUUGACUUGGCUGUGGAAUAUCUUAAGACGUGGACAGAUGGGAAGAACAUAAGAAAGGACUCCAGUGGUCCUACUCUCUUCAGCAUAGAGAGUGCAGGGUUUCAGCAGUGUGUGGCCCAUCUGACCAGCUACAUGCACAAAAUAACACCGACACAGAGAACGAGCCUGAUCGAGGGCCUGAAACACCACACAGAGAGCCGGCAGCCAAACAGCAUUAAACCAGACUUCACCCAGAGAGUGCCUGAGACUGAGGCGGCCAGAGGACCUGAUGGAAUAUCUCUGGAUGCCAUUUGCACAUCUGAGAGAAAAGAAGAGCCUCCAAAGUUUCCAUCUCACUCCCCAUUUCAGCCACAGUCUUGCUCCACACCUUGCCACGACUAUCUGUCCCCUCCUCCCUCUCCUUGGCUGUCUCCUUCCUUCUCCACAUACACCACCUCUCCUCCUUUCCCGUCAUUUGCCUCUCACUUCUCCUUCCCCCCCAGCCUGUCACCUCUGUCCUCCAACACCUCCUUCUUUAGUUUCUCGCCCGCAGCCCCUCACUCGGGCCCUGUUGUCCUACACUGCCCCCCUCUCAUCUCACUGAGAUCUCCUCCGCACCCUGCACCGAGGGAGGGGUCACCACCAAACUCUUCUUCAGCCAUGUGGAGACCUUGGUUUUGA